Messenger RNA from Funneliformis caledonium, 356 nucleotides. Lineage: Eukaryota; Fungi; Glomeromycota; Glomeromycetes; Glomerales; Glomeraceae. The record is from the annotation of a GenBank genome assembly.
GAUUGGUAGAAGGUGGCUCUCGUGCAGGACAAGGGAGUCAAUCGAAGCAAGUCACUAUGCAGGAUCAGGCGACAAGUCCAAUCAUGAUUGAGGAUGAUGACCAGUCUAAUUCUGUUGGUAAUAAUUCUCACUCUCGUCUUUUGUAUAUCUCCAAAACUCCAGAGAAUCAAGCUAAUUCUAAUGAUGAAAUCCGUGCCACUAAUACACAGGAUAACUUAGAGAAUCAAUCUAAUGUAAAUAGCGGGGAUGACACCAAUGUGCAAGAAAGUAAAUCUCAAUCAAGAAGAAAUUCAUCAAAAAAAUGGACCUUUCCAAAGAUCACUCGUGAACAAGAAAAAUUCCAGGCCUUGUUGUAA